Paraglomus occultum is the source of this 303-nucleotide messenger RNA. Lineage: Eukaryota; Fungi; Glomeromycota; Glomeromycetes; Paraglomerales; Paraglomeraceae. The record is from the annotation of a GenBank genome assembly.
GAUAAGUGUGAUAUUGAACUUCCAAAUAAUUCUGGAAUUGUUGACAAACAAAAUUGGCAAGAUUAUUUUGGGCCUUUUGCUGGUAGAUCAUAUAUAUAUGCUAUGGAAGGCCCUCCAGAUGUUAAUACAGCAACUCGCACACAGCUUGAGUUAACAGAAGGAAUUGGAAAAACAUAUGGAAAGAGAAUUGUUGAUGAAAGGAAAGUGAAAUUAUUUUCAACUAUAGAAGAAGUGCAGCCUAGAUGUGGGAUACCAUUUCAUGUUGCAAAAAGACUUCAUGUGACACCCCCAAAUCAAGAUUAG